CAUACAUUUGAGCAGAUGCCGUAGAGUCUUAAGAGUAGGGAGUCGUGCUACUUUCAGCACGAUAAUUUUACGUCCUCACAACACUCAGGAUGGCGUACUCGUUCUUGCGAGAGAUUCGAUUUUCGCGAGGAAGACGCAAGAAACAACUUAGAGUUUCAGUUAUUUAUCUCGGAGGCGUGGAAAUUCUCUGCCCUCUUGGGGAUGGAAUAUGCGGAUCAGUGCAGGAAAUAUUCGACAAUUGCCAAGAAAAACUGAAACGGAACUUGCUUACCAAGCGUAUCAUGGAGAUCAAAGACAACAGCUUUGAGUUGAAAACCGACGGCGAGGCUCAAGAAGCUCACAAAGUUAUUUACAAUUUCAGGAGAAUUAUCUACUGCGGUGUUGAUGGAAAAAGACCCAAAGUGCUUGUAUUUAACUACCACCACGGUCCAGGGGAAGGACGGGAAGUGUAUCUGACGCAUGCGUUCUUAUGUGAAACUAAGAGUUGGGCUAAGAAACUGGCCAUCGCAGUCGCAAAAUAUUUUCAUCACUUGAAAUACGAUGGGGAACAAGACACGAAUGGUGUUACAAGCGAUUUGCUGAAUGAGAACUUGGAUGGUUUUGGUUUAAAUCAAGAUGACGACGCAGAAGAUAUUGAACUAGCAAAUAUUUAAACUAACUGCAUGUGGAGUUGACCUUUUAACUUUUUACCCAGAAUUCAGAAUGAGACAGCUGCAAAUUAAAAAGACAAAGAUUUUAAUCACAUACAGUCGAACCUCCCGUAAGCGACCACCCAAAAUGCAACGACUGAGUGGUAGUUUACGGGGCGGGUUAACGUUAGAUGACAUCGAGUGAAGCCAGAUUGAACACCUUAUGAAUUUUACACAACGCAUUAUUUCCAUAAUGGAACGAGACUGGAAUGUAGAAUGAGGCUAGAAUAGCUGAAGAAACCAAAACUACAGAGCGCCAGUUAUGGAGAGAGCACAGUAGAGAGUUAAGCACUGAUCUGCAGUGAUUAGGGUUAAGCACUGAACUGAAAACGGUUAGCUUUCAAAUAUUCUAAUGGGGUACGGCAUAAGAACAUGUAUGUUUUAAAUAUUAUUGGAUUUGGCAGCUAGUCCUCGAUGGUGUAGUGGAUAUGGAUGUAGGCUAUAAAGCAAGUGACCCGGGUUCAAAGCAUUACAUGCUAGUG
Porites lobata is the source of this 1171-nucleotide messenger RNA. The record is from the annotation of a GenBank genome assembly. Lineage: Eukaryota; Metazoa; Cnidaria; Anthozoa; Scleractinia; Poritidae.